AUCUCGCUCGCUCAUGGUCGACGACGUCCGCACAUAUAUCCCCACUUUUCAUAGUUUAUGCGAGGUUCGGAAAUCGCGGUUGAGACUUGAGAAUCUCAGUUAAGUUGUUGGUCGUUACUCGUUGUUCUCUUUACUCAGUUUCCACACGUUCAUUGCGGAACGAAAUUUAAAAUUAAUAAUAUUUUAUUUCGUUUUCAAUUUAAGUUGUAAAUUUUUACAAGUUUCUGGUUUACAGUUUGUUCUGCCAACAAAAGUCCGUCACGGCUAGAUGGAUGUGACCAGUUUUGCGACGCCAACGUAAUUUUGCUUAGAAUCAAUUAAUACUUGGGAAGUUAUCACCCAAUUUUUAGGACUACCUAUUCGUACAGUAAAUUCUCAGACUUAGUGUGUGUGGUUAUUUCUGUUCGUUUUUACGAUACGUAAUAAAAUCGUGGCCUCGGAAAACGCGUCUAGUGAAACAAAUAACUAUCCACCAAAAAGGGAACGCCAAAUGUGCCUUAUUGAAAGACGUGAUAAAAAAUUGUAUCCUUUAAAUAUGACAAUAGCAACGAGAGUUUUGCCACAAAAUGCAUGUGUGGAGGUGGGAGGGGUGCUCAAUAAUUGGUCAACAGGCAUUGCUUGUCCCAACUGCCGGCAUCAAUUACGUGUGUCACUGGCACAUACCAAGACCACACAGAACCCAAUCAGCCCUCUGACACCACCAUUCACAAUUCAGCCCUCAUUCUUGCCACAUUCACCACUGUAUGCAGCACCAUCACCUCCAGUUAUAUCCUCACCAUAUAAUGAUGAGCUCCGACGGUUAGCUGACACUCUCAGAGCUCUGAGGCUUUCUGGAUGGUAUUAUGGAAAUCUAGAUUGGCAGGGGGCUCGAAGUUUAUUGAAAGAUGCCAGUAUAGGUGCCUUUGUAAUACGGGAUUCUGGAGAUAGAAAUUUUAUAUUCUCGCUUUCUGUUCAGACUGAAAGAGGGCCAACUUCUGUAAGAUUACAUUAUGAACAAGGUUCCUUUAGGUUAGAUUGUGAUAGACCUCUUGCCAGGUAUAUGCCUAGAUUCAGAUGUGUUGUGGAAUUGGUGCAGCAUUACACCCAAGUAGGAGAAAGAGGACCAGCUGGUACUGUGUGGGUGGAUCGAGAAGGAUGUCCACACUCACCUGUACUUCUGAAAACACCAUUAAGGAAAUCACCGCCUUCUCUCCUCCACUGUGCACGGUUAGCAGUUCACAAGGGACUGGACUCCAAUCCUCUAACACCCAAAUUGUGGUGUGCCCCUAAACAUAGGUUGUUACCUCUUCCCUCAACACUCAUAGACUACCUUGGGGAGUAUCCAUACUCAAUCUAACUCCAGAUCUGUACUUUGUUUAGUCCAAUAGCGUCUCUAUGAUGCCUAGUGAAGAUAUUAGCCUAUUAGUAAAAUAUAUCACCUUAACAAUAUUGAAUUAAUGAUAGAUAAUGUAGUGUUCAUAAGCGAUUGCAUUAUGACUAAAAAAAUAAUCUCUUUAUUAUUUUUAAUCUGUUUUCUAGUACAGGGUGCUAGAUAAAGGGCGGGCACCUUUAAAUACUAACUGUCAUAAAAGUUAUACUAGUAAAAUUGUAAAUUCUGUAUUACUUUUAAGUAUUGAAUAUGGGACUCAACUAUGGUAUUUAGCUAAAUGUGUAUACAGAUGCUAUCGUUAGGUAUAACUCAUGUCUGUAUAUAGAGAUGUUUUGAAUGUAAUGCAAGACUGAAUCCAAUCAUCUAUGGAAGCAUGUGCUAUUUCACUUAAGUUAUUGUCAACAUUUUCUUUUAAGUCAAACUAACCUGUCAUUAUAAAUAUUAUUCAUUAAUGCCUCAUCUUGUCCAUAAUAUUAAGUAUUCAUCACACUAUUUUAUAGAGAUAUAUUAUUAUUUAUUACAUAACUAAUGAUAUAGGAUAGAUACUGAUACUUUCACAUGUUUAUUUUGUUCCUAUCUGGAGUUGAUCCUUUUGUUACAAUUAUUAUUAAGAAACACAUAUACUAAACCUAUAGUUUGAACAUAAAACACGUAUAAGUAUUACUAUGAAAUAGUAAAAGUUGUCAGAAAGCCAGGAGAUAAUGUUCAUGGACUAGAAUUGUACUGAUGUGCCAUUAACAUUAUGACACGAACAAUAUUUAUUUAAGGGAGGUAUUUUUGAGGCUGAGUUUGUAUAUAGUUUGUUUUGUUUUCCUAUUUAUUUUUAAAUAGUUAGUUUAGUAAAUUUUUAUUCGUCAAGUGGUGGCCAUUUAAUGGUUUUUUUAGACUAGUGUGGGUUUGGCUAGUGAUGUUCACUAAUCUAGAAUACAUUAUGUACCUUGAAUAAUCUCAAUUAGAUUAAUUUUUGCUGCUUUGAAGUUUAUUUGCAUGAGCUAUUUUGUAACUAUGCAAAAUUUUUUUGGUAUGUCAGCCUCAAAUUUAUUGCAUUUCUAUUACUUUGUGUAACAUACUUAAAUUGUACCAUUUCUAUAAGGAUAAGAACACCAAUUUAAUAAGUAUGACAUAAUAGAGAAAUGUGUUAUAAUGUACACUAUUGUAUGAAAAGAACUGCAAUUUUAUAUACAAAAAAUAUAUACAUUCUGCCUAUAA
Molecule: messenger RNA, 2578 nt
Organism: Danaus plexippus (monarch butterfly)
Lineage: Eukaryota; Metazoa; Arthropoda; Insecta; Lepidoptera; Nymphalidae
Gene: SOCS2-12
Product: suppressor of cytokine signaling 2-like
Exons: 4
Coding region: 491-1336 (281 amino acids)
Biological process (GO): phosphatidylinositol phosphate biosynthetic process; intracellular signal transduction
Cellular component (GO): phosphatidylinositol 3-kinase complex
Molecular function (GO): 1-phosphatidylinositol-3-kinase regulator activity
Source: RefSeq, a predicted model, not a curated record